Messenger RNA from Phascolarctos cinereus (koala), 1417 nucleotides. RefSeq names its product solute carrier family 25 member 28 (gene SLC25A28). Lineage: Eukaryota; Metazoa; Chordata; Mammalia; Diprotodontia; Phascolarctidae. Gene Ontology annotation, biological process: iron import into the mitochondrion. Gene Ontology annotation, cellular component: mitochondrial membrane. Gene Ontology annotation, molecular function: ferrous iron transmembrane transporter activity. The record is from RefSeq and is a predicted model, not a curated record.
AUGGAGCUGGAGGGGCGGGGGGCCGGCGGCGUGGCGGGGGGGCCGACGACUGGGCCGGGGCGGAGCCCCGGGGAGUCGGCGCUGCUGGACGGGUGGCUGCAGCGGGGCGUGGGCCGGGGGGCCGGCGGCGGGGAGGCCGGGGCCUGUAGGCCCCCGGUCCGGCAGGAGCCGGAGCCUGACCCGGACUACGAGGCGCUGCCCGCCGGAGCCACUGUCACCACCCACAUGGUGGCGGGCGCCGUGGCCGGGAUCCUGGAGCACUGCGUGAUGUACCCCGUCGAUUGUGUCAAGACCCGGAUGCAGAGCCUACAGCCAGACCCAGCUGCUCGAUACCGCAAUGUGUUGGAGGCCCUGUGGAGGAUUGUUCGAACCGAAGGCCUAUGGAGGCCCAUGCGGGGGCUGAACAUCACUGCAACUGGUGCCGGGCCUGCCCAUGCCCUGUAUUUUGCCUGCUAUGAAAAGUUAAAAAAGACAUUGAGUGAUGUAAUCCAUCCUGGGGGCAAUAGCCAUAUUGCCAAUGGUGCAGCAGGGUGUGUAGCAACAUUACUCCAUGAUGCGGCCAUGAAUCCAGCAGAAGUGGUCAAACAGAGGAUGCAGAUGUACAACUCACCGUACCAUCGGGUGACAGACUGUGUUCGGGCAGUGUGGCAGAAUGAGGGGGCUGGAGCCUUUUACCGCAGCUACACCACCCAGUUAACCAUGAAUGUCCCUUUCCAAGCCAUUCACUUCAUGACCUACGAAUUCCUGCAAGAGCACUUUAACCCACACAGACAGUACGACCCCAGCUCCCAUGUCAUCUCUGGGGCCUGUGCAGGAGCUGUAGCUGCUGCCCUCACUACCCCUUUGGACGUUUGCAAAACACUGCUCAACACCCAGGAAUCCUUGGCUUUGAACUCAAAUGUUAGUGGACAUAUCACAGGCAUGGCUAGUGCCUUCAGGACGGUGUACCAAGUAGGCGGGGUGACUGCCUACUUCCGAGGGGUGCAGGCCAGAGUCAUUUACCAGAUCCCCUCCACGGCCAUCGCGUGGUCCGUGUACGAGUUCUUCAAAUACCUAAUCACCAAACACCAGGAGGAGAGAAGGGCUGGGAAAUGAGGCGGCAUCAUCCCAGGGCUCAGUACUGCCCUGCCCCUUUUGCCCUGUCGCCACCUUCGGUUCGUGUUGGAGGGGAGGUGGAGAAGGCUUUUCUGAGGAUGUGGGUGUCAUCACCAGUGCCACUUCUUGCCAGUAUGUGUUGCAGCUCUCCUGCCUUUCCUUGCCCGGCAGAGCUUCCCCCAAGGAAGGGCAGUGCCGCACAUAGCAGCACAACAUCCACAACUCAUUUGUCAUCCUUGGCCAGGUGUCCUGCUCCAGAUCAUAGAGCGAAAAGUCGAGCUCCUUCUCCUGGUUCUGAAUAAAGAGGCUUCUUUAAAUUAAA